UGUUUUACUUACGUGCUGCACUACUUUGGACUAUCAAUGAUUUUCCAGCUUAUGGAAAUCUAUCUGGUUGGAGUACCAAAGGGAAGUAUGCAUGCCCUUGUUGUAAUAAAGAUGUUCGAAGUCAAUGGUUGAUGCAUAGCAAAAAACAUUGCUAUUUGGGUCAUCGUCGAUUUCUAGCUAUUGAUCAUCCUUAUCGUCUAAAUCGAGCGCAGUUUGAUGGGACAAUUGAGAAACAUUCUAGACCUGUUCGAUUAUAUGGGUUUGAGAUUUUAGAACAACUAAGAGAUUUUAGAAAUGAAUUUGGAAAGGAUCAACCAGUUUCCUCAGCUAGGAAAAGGAAAAGGAGGACUAAAGAUAAUAAUGACUUUGAACAAAGUCCCAUAUGUAGGUAUAAUUGGAAAAGAUUGAAUGUAUUCUUUCAGUUACCGUAUUGGGUGGAUAAUUUGCUUCCACAUAAUCUGGAUAUAAUGCAUAUUGAGAAGAAUUUCUUGGAGAAUCUCUUGUGGACACUGUUGGGGAUGGGCAAGACAAAUGAUGACAUUAAUGCUCGAUAUGAUCUAAAAGAAAUGGGGAUAAGAAAGGCACUUCACCCACAAUCUAAGGGUGACAAAGUGUUUCUUCCACCUGCAUGCUUCACAAUGAGCAAAGAUGAAAAAGAAAUUUUUUGUAAUGUGCUAAAAACUGUCAAGGUCCCUGAUGGUUAUGCAUCAAACAUUUCGAGGUGUGUGAAUAUUAAAGAACGACAAAUCUCUGGGUUAAAGAGUCAUGAUUGUCACAUAUUAAUGCAACAAUUGUUAUCCAUUGCUGUGAGAAGAAUAUUGCCUAAACAUGUUUGCAGAAUUAUCAUUGAGUUACGAGAUAUAUUUAGGCAAUUAUACUCGAAAGUGCUUACUGUAGCAGAUUGUGAAACUUUGGAGGACCGUACUCCACUGGCCCUUUGUGAACUUGAGAAGAUGUUUCCACCUCCAUUUUUCAAUAUCAUGGAGCAUUUGCUUGUUCACUUGCCUGAAGAGGCGAAACUUGGUGGACCAUUUCAAUUUCGGUCUAUGUAUCCUAUUGAGAGGUAUCUGUGUACUUUGAAAAAUUAUGUACGGAGUCGAAGUCACCCUGAAGGUUCAAUAGCAGAGGGCUACUUGGCGGAAGAAUGUAUGACAUUCUGUUCCAUGUACUUGGACAAUAUUGAAUCAAAGUUGAAUCGCCCACCUAGGAACUAUGAAGGUGAAUAUUUAAAUAGACAGAUUGGCCGUCCCUUAGGAAAAGAAGAGGUCAUCUAUUUAGAUGAUGUCUCUUGGGUUCAAGCUCAUCGUUAUGUUCUUGGAAAUCUUGAAACUGUUGAUCCUUUUCGCAGGGACCAUAAGCAUUUGCUAAAACUGGAAAAACCACGCAUGUCAAACUAUGAAAGGGAGAAAAUUCAUAGUGAAACAUUUUACAAGUGGUUUAAGAAGCAUGUUGCAGAUUUGGAAAAAUCUAAUAGUUGCCAUGAUUAUUAUAAAGAAAUUGCUUAUUUGGCUGCUGGUCCUGAUAAGUGGGCAAAAAGCUAUUCUGGUUACAUUGUUAAUGGUUUUCGUUUCCAUACUAAGAAGCGUGAGAUGAGAAGGCAAACUCAAAAUAGUGGUGUAUUUGUGAAUGCUAGUGCCAAUAGUUUCGCUAGUACAAAGGAUAAGAACCCUAUAUCUGGAAUUUUAGAAUACUAUGGGGUCUUAGUGGAUAUUGUUGAGUUGAGAUACUCAAAUGACAUUAAAUUUGUGAUGUUCAAGUGUGAUUGGGUUGAUAAUGUCACUGGAAUGAAACAAGAUGAACACAACUUCACACUUGUUAACUUUGAUCAUAUAUUGUACAAGCAAAACACGAAGAAUGAUGAGCCUUUCAUCCUGGCCUCUCAAGCACAGCAAGCUUGGUAUGUUCGGGAUGCAUUGGAACCUGAAUGGAAUAUAGUUGUCAAGAUGACCCCUCGAGAUCUUUUCAUUAUUGAUCCAGAAAUUAACAUAUGUGAAGAUAUCCAGGAUGAGCAUUCUGGAUGGCAACAUGUUAAUAACAAUAAUUCUGAGGAUAGUAACGUUUCAUGGGUUAGGGAAGGUGUUGAUGGAGUUAUACUUGAUGCACAAACUACAAAAUCCAAGGCACACGUUGCUGAAGUUGAUGAUGGAUUCUUCUCUGAUGAGGAUAAUCUUGGGAUUGACAAUACGAUUGAUGAUACAAGUGAUGAUGAUGAUUUUUUUGAUAAAGCCCAACAAGGAGACAAGGCUGAUGAUUGACUCUAAUUUUGGAAUAUAAUCCUAACAUUUUGUUAUAUGAAGUUUAGACAUGCCAAUAUUAGAUGAAGUUACUGAUUAGUAUGAAAAAUAUUAAUUGUGGGAUCAUUUUCACUGCCUUGGAUGUCAAUUUAUAAUUCCUUAUGUUCAUAUUAGUCUCCUUGAUAACCUGCAUUCUACUUCUUUUUUUAGCAGGUUGGUAAUGCUGGAUUUACCUUAUGUUCAAUUUAUGAUUCCUUAUGUUCAUAUUAGCAAGUUGGUAAUGUUGGUUUCAUUGGGUUAUAGUUCCUUAAUAUGUAUAUGUUCUUUGUGUUUGCAGAUUUUAGAAACUUAAAC
Molecule: messenger RNA, 2588 nt
Organism: Coffea eugenioides
Lineage: Eukaryota; Viridiplantae; Streptophyta; Magnoliopsida; Gentianales; Rubiaceae
Exons: 4
Coding region: 132-2255 (707 amino acids)
Source: RefSeq, a predicted model, not a curated record